Molecule: messenger RNA, 972 nt
Organism: Naegleria lovaniensis
Lineage: Eukaryota; Heterolobosea; Eutetramitea; Acrasida; Naegleriidae
Exons: 3
Coding region: 1-972 (323 amino acids)
Source: RefSeq, a predicted model, not a curated record
AUGUCAUCACCCACACUCGCACUCGCCUCAUUCACCGUGUGCCUUCUCAUGGCGCUGCUCUUCCUCUCCACUCCAUCUCAACAACAACAAUUCAUCUCUGUGAACAAGGACUUUACCGCUGCUUUCGAUGCUGCCAUCCAAGAACUCGUUGUGGACAAUUCUUGGAUUCAAUUCUACUCGGAUAACAUGUUUUUCGGUGUUCCUCAAUGCGCUACCAAAGUGCAAUGGCCAGCAAAAGAUCCAUUUGCACAAAUGGGUCGAACAAAGAUUGUGACUUGUUUUGAAAUUGGAACACUCACACCAUGGCUUGAAACAAAAACAAAAUUGGCCGAAAGUGUUGUCAAAAUUAUUAAUAAUCAUUACAAGACGAAUUACAUUAAUGAAGUGAAGAGAUAUAAUACUUCCCUUUUGGGUUUUUUCGAUACCAUGAAAAAUGCAGUCGGUACUGGAGAUUGCGACAUUGUGACAGCAAAUACUCAACCAAAUGCUGAUCGAGCUAAAGUGGUUCAUUUUCAAUGUGGAUUUGGUUUCGCCUCGAAGGGUUGGAUUCGAUCUGGAAAGGAUGCUCAUAUUUCCAUUCCAGACGUUUAUUCUUUGAACAAGACUGGAAUUCUCGUUGGAGCCUAUGAUGGAACUGCCUAUGCCACAUUUGUCAAACAAACUCUCACUGCAGCGACCUAUGUUCCUUUCUACGCUGUCAAUUUACAAUAUGGAGCUGUUUUGAAUCAAACCGUUCAUGCAUUGAUUGGAGAUGCUAUUCAAUUCUUUUCAUGGAAAAAACAAGUUGGAAAUUGUAAUUGUGAAGUGAAGGCCUAUGAUCCUGCCUAUGGAUUGUCGACAUUUACUUAUGGAAAUAUUACAGAGACUAGUUUUGCAACGAGUUCGAUUCGUUUCGGAACACAAUCAUGGAUGUCAAUGGCUGUAGUGAUGAUGAUGGUGUUGUUCAUGAUUCAAACAUUGUUCAUGUUUUAA